GAUAUUUUCAUGCAAGAAAACAAAACCAGACUAUCUGAUGGACUGCAUUAUUUUUCCAGGCGGCUUGGAACUGCAACUGCAAAGUAAGAAGUUUUAUGCUUAGCCUUCAAAACUUCUCCUGUGCUGCUGAGAGAGUAUCUGGAGGCUUUCCUCAAAGCUGAGCUUCAACAGGAACAGAGAGGAUUCAGAUGAUUGGUAUAAGAAUCCAGGCAUUAAUAAUGAUUAUUUGAUCAUGGUUUUGGAAUAAUAAGAAGAUAUUCCCUGUCUACAUAUGUGGAGUGUUGUUUCUAAAGAAAAUGGAGUAAUGAAGUCAUUUUGAUCUCUGAUGGGUGAAACUCAUUGGAAUGGAAACCAACAUCUAUGGAACAAACCAAGGCUCGCCAUGUCUUACAUCUGCCAAGUGCCUGGGGACUCCAAAGGCAGCAAAGUAUGAAGAAUACCAAAGAAACAAAGAACAGAAAAGCCCAUAUGAAUUUCAGGAUGUUUUACUGGAACCUGAGAUGAGUUUGCUGUCUGCGUCAUCCAUAAUAGACCACAGUGAGACAUCCUUGCAACCUGGUGGGACUGCAGAGAGUGUCACCAAUCAAUCUGAAGCAGAGCAGCUCUGUGAAGAAUUAUUGCAUUCUGCAAGGCACAAGCCAAAGGAAGAAGCUCUGAACUUUACCUCACACAUAGAAUGGCCACUCCUUGCCAGAGAAAAUCCAGCCAAGAAACCAGAAAGGAGACAUGAAAUCAGAGUCAUAAGACACAAGCCAAGUGCUAUCACAUUUUCUGAUUUUGAAUUUUUAUCACAUGAAGGUAAUACUAAACUCCAUAUUUCUGAGGCAGGAGAAGAAGAUUUUUCAUCUGAAGAGGAAGAAGCAGAUGGCAGAGGUGAUGAUGAUCUGUUUACAGAACUGCCGCUGUAUGAAGCAUUUUUCAAUGGCCUUCACAGAACGGAUGUUUUCCCAAGAAAGCAAGCUAAAUGUGAGCUUACUGAGUAUCCACACAUCUGUCAUUUAGAAGACUGUGAUGAUAAUUCAAAAACGGAACCGAAGGACCAUGAUAAGGAAGAAAAACACACGGAGCUGGAGACCCAAUCAGAAAAAAGAUCGGAAUGGCCAGACUCUAUGUCAUGUCUUAUGAAGAAACUGGAACAGCUGAAUUUAGAUAUUGAAGAAGCUCUGAGUGCUAGCUCGUCUCCCUCCAGUACUCCUUCUACCACAAGGCACAAACAACUGUGUCCUGCUCAAGUGGAGACAAGCUCUUAUGGAGAUCAUCAAGGAAAAGGAUCGUGGAAGCACAGAAGUGCAGACUACCAGGAUUUAGACUGUUUACCUUACCCAGUAUCAACUGGAGCACGACCUAAACCUUAUGUGCUGUUUCAGAAGCUGUCUAAGGAGAAAGCAGAAAUCGAAGCAAAGGAAGCGUGUGACUGGUUACGUGCAGCUGGAUUCCCCCAGUAUGCUCAGCUCUGUGAGGACUCCCAGUUUCCAAUUGACAUUGCUGCAGUAAAGAAAGAUCAUGAUUUUCUUGACAAGGACCUUGUAGAACCUCUUUGCAGACGACUGAACACACUGAACAAGUGCGCCUCAAUGAAACUCGAUGUGAAUUUCCAAAGAAAAAAGAGUGAAGAUUCAGAUGAAGAAGACCUCUGUGCUAUCAGUAAUAAAUGGACUUUCCAAAGAACAAGCAGACGAUGGUCUCGAGUGGACGACAUUGAUGCUUUACUUAGCCAAUCAGACAGACAUGGAUCUUCUGGGGAUAUUAAAAUGAAAAAUACGACAAGCAGUGAGAGCGUCCUUACAGAUCUGAGUGAACCUGAGGUCUCAUCUGUUCACAGCGAGAGCAGUGGGGGAAGUGACAACAGGAGUCCAUCCAGCAUUAGCAGCAUUGCCAGAGAGACCUGCAACUGCUCUGGCCAGCAUGAGAGCACACUGCUGCCAGACUUAACGGUGAUAAGCACUGCCCUGUCCCCCAAGGACAACGUGAAGAAUGAGAAACCAAUGCGAACCAAAACAAAAACCUUUCUAAAGCGCAUGGAGACACUAAAAGCAAAAGGUGUGCAUGGAAAACUAAAAGGCUCAGGAAGAGCAGGUCCUUUAGAGAUAAGCAGACCUGUUCUUCAGCGUGAGCCAAAAUCCUUGAAGGAUAUGCACUGUGUACAGAUAGUCAAUGGGGAUCUCCAAAACUUAGCACAAGAUUCAAGCAAACGAGGACUUCCCUUUUCUGCCAAAUCCAGCAGUGAAAGCAGCCAGUCUGAAAACAGCAGCAGCGGGGUGAGCACACCGUGUUUGAAAGAACGCAAAUGUCACGAAGCAAACAAGAGAAGUGGGAUGUACCUGGACGAUCUGGAUGUUCUGGCAGGAACAGCUUUACGGCAAGUGGUGGACCAAAACCGCAAAAAUGAAUUUCAUUCCCAAGAGAACUUGGUUGUGCAUAUUCCCAAGGACCACAAACCAGGGACCUUCCCAAAGGCACUUUCUAUUGAAAGCCUCUCACCUACAGACAACAGUAAUGGUGUAAACUGGCGGACAGGCAGCAUCUCUUUGGGAAAACAGAACUGCUCUACUCCAAAAGAGGCUGGAUUGAUGGCUUGCUGUCCUAAAGAGAGCAGAAUUAGUAUUUAUGACAAUGUGCCAGGUUCGCACUUGUAUGCUAGUACUGGAGACCUUCUGGAUUUAGAAAAAGGUGAACUUUUUCCUCAUUUAGAUGACAUUUUGCAACAUGUCAAUGGACUCCGGGAUGUAGUAGAUGGUUGGUCAAAGAAUGUGUUGCCAGGUCUGCCAGUUGAUGAUGUGUCAGUCAGAGAGUCUCCGUCAUUACCUUUCCAGUCACCCACACAGAUCACACUUGAUUUUGAAGGAAACUCUGUCUCUGAUGGCCGGACCACACCAAGUGACAUGGACAGAGAUGGAACAUCCCUGAACGAAUCAGAGGCUACUGGUGUUAGGGACAGGAGAGACUCUGGGGUGGGAGCAUCUCUCACAAGGCCAAGCAGACAAUUACGAUGGCAUAGUUUCCAAAUUUCUCAUCAUGUGAGCCACUCCAUCGCAUCACUUCACAUCAGUAAUCAGUCAGCAGCCCAGCUGAAUCUGCUGCAGAAAUUCUCUCUACUUCGUCUUACAGCCAUCAUGGAAAAAUACUCCAUGUCAAACAAACAUGGCUGGACCUGGUCUGUACCAAAGUUCAUGAAGCGGAUGAAAGUCCCUGACUACAAGGACAAAAAUGUCUUUGGCGUGCCUCUGAUAGUUCAUGUCCAGAGAACAGGACAGCCUCUUCCCCAAAGCAUUCAGCAAGCACUACAUUACUUAAGGGGCAACUGUUUAGAUCAGGUGGGUCUGUUUCGAAAAUCUGGGGUGAAGUCUCGAAUCCAGGCCCUGCGUCAGAUGAAUGAGAGCUCCCCAGAAAACGUCAACUAUGAAGACCAGUCAGCGUAUGAUGUGGCAGAUAUGGUAAAGCAAUUUUUCCGUGACUUGCCAGAACCUCUCCUCACAAGUAAGCUGGGAGAGACUUUUCUACACAUCUACCAAUAUGUCCCCAAGGAGCAGCGGCUGCAGGCGGUGCAGGCAGCCAUCAUGCUGAUGUCAGAUGAGAACAGGGACGUUUUGCAGACGUUGCUGUGCUUCCUGAGCGACGUCACCUCUGUGGAGGAGAAUCAGAUGACUCCUAUGAACAUAGCUGUUUGUCUGGCCCCUUCCCUCUUCCAUCUCAAUAUAGUGAAGAAAGAAAGUUCUCCGAGAGUAAUCCAGAAAAAAUAUGCAACAGGGAAGCCAGAUCAGAAGGAUCUCAGUGAAAACCUGGCAGCUACUCAGGGACUUGCUCACAUGAUAAUGGAAUGCAACAAACUUUUUGAGGUCCCACAUGAGAUGGUCACUCAGUCCCGAAACUCCUACAUCGAUGCAGAAGUGCAUUCUCCCACCCUGGAUGAACUUGGGAAACAAGUGGAUGAGGAAGGAGGGAACUACCAGAUGUACCUUGAAAGUCUCAUGCAGAAUCUCCACAAAGAAGCAAAAGAGAAAUUCAAAGGAUGGGUCACCUGUUCCAGUAUGGAGAAUACAGAACUCGCCUACAAAAAGGUUGGGGAUGGGAACCCUCUAAGGCUUUGGAAAGCCUCAGUGGAAGUUGAAGCCCCGCCAUCAGUUGUCCUGAACCGAGUGUUGAGAGAACGUCACCUUUGGGAUGAGGACUUCUUGCAGUGGAAGGUGGUUGAGAGCCUGGACAAGCAGACAGAAGUUUACCAGUAUGUUCUGAACAGCAUGGCUCCCCAUCCCGUAAGAGAUUUCGUUGUUCUAAGGACGUGGAGGACAGAUUUGCCAAGGGGAACGUGCAUGCUGGUUGCCAUCUCUGUGGAACAUGAAGAGGCUCCUCUUAUGGGAGCGGUGCGAGCCAUCGUGAUGGACUCUCAGUACCUGAUAGAGCCAUGUGGCUCAGGAAAAGCCAGGCUGACCCAUAUCUGCAGAAUCGACCUAAAAGGACAUUCCCCAGAGUGGUAUAACAAAGGCUUUGGACAUCUGUGUGCAGCAGAAGUUGCCAGGAUCAGAAACUCAUUUCAGCCUCUGAUUGCUGAGGGACCAGAAACGAAAAUCUGAGGAAGUGUUUGUGGAAAUGUGUACGUGUAAAUCGGGGUAUGGCAGAGAACAGGAAGACAGAAAGCAGAGAUCUUUUUGGGGUUAUAGAAGUCUGACCAGGCCCAGGUCUGUUCAAAGGUGAAAAAGGAAUUUUAUAGGAAAGUUCUUUUAUUCUGGAGACUUUGCCUCUCACGUCCCUUCUGCAUUAAUUUCAAUUGCUGAAGUAAAAUUUCCUUCAAAGACCUUUUAUCUUUAUUGUUUUAAAACCAUACUAUUGCCAUGACUUGUGUGUUACAUAACUCUGGUAUUUAAAGGCUUCUAAGAAGCAUAUUUUAAUUGUACAUAAAUUGUGUACAGUAUGUAUAUAUUUAUCUAUAUUACAUCUAUAUAUAUAUAUGUAUAUGUAUAAAUUAAUUAUUUUGUAUAUAACUCAGUGCUUUCUAGAAGUCACUUGCAUCAUUUGGACCGUAAAUGAAUCUGUCACUUGUUUCUUAGUGUGUCACUGCUACAUAAGCUGUGUUUGCUGUUAUCACAGGGCUACCAGGCAUAACCUGCGUGAUAACAGAAACGUCUGUUCUCGGGUUUGUUUUGUGUUUGUGUGCUACAAGAAGGUACCUAGAAAUAGAUGUAGAAGAAUUAAGAGAAUUAAGGAAGAGGGAGGUGGCUGUAGGUUAAAAAGUAACGAGCGGAUCCGUUUUGACAGGUACACUGCAUGGAGUGUAACUGAGACAUUUUGAAGGCCAUUUAUAUUCAGCUGCAGAAAGUUUGUGACUGUCAGUACAAGGAAAUGUUGGAAACUUAGCUACUGCCUUAAUUAAUGGUCUGUCUGUCACUAGAGAACCUCGCUAUGUCAGUGUUCAGUGUAACUGCUCAUUCUUAGCAAGUACAGUAUAACACUGUGUGUACUGAGGUAUCUGAAAUCAGACUGGUAAGUUAAUAAGCUGUAAAUCUUUUGUUUAGCAUUUCAUCUAGGCUGUGAGGAAGUGUUUCUGUGUUGUACUUUCCUUCAUCCAUAGAGAUGGCUAAUUACUGAGAAGCUCCAAAGCAGAUUUUCUACAUCCAGUGGACACAAAGAUGUACGGAUGAACACCACGCCUUUUAGUACUCUUCCUAUAAAAAUAAAUAAACUUUUUGAAGCUUUUAAACACAUCUCAGAGAUGUAAAAGAUUAAAUGCAGACUAUGCUUGGGAAGAUUGCUUUUAUAGUAACAGCAAGCAUUUUUGUAUUAUAUUGCACUGAUCUGCAUGGUCCUGCCUCUAUAGGCAUUGGUGGGAGCAGGAUCAGCCCCUGACUAUGAGGAGUAGGAGCCAUGUAAGCCUAUUAUACCGUUUCAUUUUCAGGGACCUAUUAUUUGCUAAUGGAAGAAUGCUUUAAAAGUCAUAAUAAUGAUGUGUUGAUGCUACCAUUGAGGCAGGGUUCUCUUCUGUUUUUAACUAACCUAAGACCAAAAAUGAUAUUACAUCUAUGAUUCAAUAAGAAUGUACAAGCCUGUUACUAUUGUUCUUCAUUAAUCGCAUUUGUUCACUUUGUCUUUAUUUAUUGCUGCAUAAACCAGCUGAGACAUUCAUAGCCAAUGUUUUAGCUCAGUCCUUCCAGCAAAAUCCACUGAGAUUUAGUAUGAGGUCAGUGAAAUGGGAGACAUUUCCUACAGGAAGCUAGUCUUCUGUCCCGAUCAACUUUAUGGAGAAGGUUUCCCAUGCAGUAGCUCUGCUUGUGUGGUGAAUCUGCCCUGGGUACAGGGAUUGUGGGUAGACAGUUGAAGGUAGAGCAUAGCUCCACGUGUCCCUGUGCACAUGAGUAAGGGCUGUGCUGGUGGGGUGGACAGUGGCAGGGUGACCCAGCACGGUCCCACCAUGGAGCAGCAAGUCCCUGCAAAAGUCACUGGCAUCUAUCCCUUGUCAGCUGCUGCACUCUUUGUCUCACCCAGCAACGCACAGGAUCAGGGAGCUUGGUUGCCUAUGAGCUCAUGUGUUGAGUUUGUUGCCAACAAUCACAGAAUCAUGGUUUGGGUUGGAAGGGACCUUUAAGAUCAUCUAGUUCCAACCCCCCUGCUAUAUGCAGGAAUACCUUUCUCUAGACCGGGUUGCCAAAAGCCCCAUCCAGCCUGGCCUUGAAUGCUUCCAGGUAGGGGGCACCCACCACCUUGCUGGGCAACCUGGUCCAGUGUCUCACCACCCUCACUAUAAAUAAUUUCUUCCUAAUAUCAAGUUGCAACAGCAGUUGCAACAUGCAAAUAUUGGGAGUUUUUAAGUAUUAAGAGAUGAGCGAGAGCACUUGCACCCUAUGUGCUCGCCAUGAGGUCCUUGUUCUCCCCACGUGAAAGGCCACAGGCAGCCAUGGAAACCACCCACUGCCCACAUUCAGCCUUUCCCCUGCUGCCAUUGGUUGGGACUGCGAUCCCAAGGAGCAGCACCUCCUCCCAUCAAUGCCUGUAGCCAUGGCAGCAGAUUUCAUACCAGCUGUUUUCCAAAACAGGAGCAAUUAGAGUGCUUCUGCUACAUUAGUUUGCAUAAAUGAAUACAAUUGUGCCGCAGUAUCAAUGGACGCAGAUUCUCUGACUCUGGGAACGGCAAUUGUCUGACACUAAAUUCUGAAGGAAAUGAAGGGAAAACCUGGACAGUGGUUUUAUCCUAUCUGAGAACUCAUCACUCAGCUGGAAGGGGCCCUGUGCCACUGCCACCGUUAGCAAGGUGGGUUUGUCCUCCUACCAUUGCAGAAGCUCUGUCUUAUGCUCCCAGCAUCUCUAAGCCGUGUAUCAAUGAAAUACGUUCUUGUUAAAAUGCACAUUAUGCCAUGUCUACCAUUCAGCUACCACAGUACUAUUGUUACAUUGCCGUUGAGAAUACAUUGAAUACAUUAUGAUGAUUAUGUUUUGAAAUGUUAUAUUCAUAUCAAUACCUCAUAUUUUUACCUCAUCUGUUGGUAUCAGUCAUUUAGUUGUAAAUAAAUAAUUGCAGAAUUGAAUAAAUUUGCAUACAUUAAAGAA
Messenger RNA from Gallus gallus (chicken), 7536 nucleotides. RefSeq names its product StAR related lipid transfer domain containing 13 (gene STARD13). The record is from RefSeq and is a predicted model, not a curated record. Bases 345 to 4571 code for a protein of 1408 amino acids. Gene Ontology annotation, biological process: actin cytoskeleton organization; signal transduction; regulation of Rho protein signal transduction. Gene Ontology annotation, molecular function: GTPase activator activity; lipid binding. NCBI's taxonomy places the organism in Eukaryota, Metazoa, Chordata, Aves, Galliformes, Phasianidae. The transcript has 19 exons.